Messenger RNA from Eruca vesicaria subsp. sativa (arugula), 672 nucleotides. The record is from the annotation of a GenBank genome assembly. NCBI's taxonomy places the organism in Eukaryota, Viridiplantae, Streptophyta, Magnoliopsida, Brassicales, Brassicaceae.
AUGGGUUUGAAAGAUGAGGACAAGAAAGCAGAAAUGUCUUCAGAAGAGCCAAAGGGACAUGUGACCUUCAGCAGAAAUAACAGCCACAGCUCUAUGUCUCCAACAGAAGAUGAUGAAGAAGAAGACAGGAAUCUUGAACUUGGCCCCAUGAUCGCACUCAGAGAACAGCUCGAGAAAGACAAGGAUGAUGAAAGCUUAAGGAGAUGGAAAGAACAACUUCUUGGCAUUGUGGAUCUUGAGCAGGUUGGAGAGACUCCGGAUCCGGUGGUAAAGAUAAUGAACUUAACAAUCAGGUCACCGGAUAGAGAAGACAUGGUAUUGACCAUCCCUGAAAACGGAAAAUCGACAUCGAAAGGACCAUGGUUUACUCUUAAAGAAGGCUCUAAGUACACUCUCGUAUUUACUUUCCGUGUGAACAACAACAUUGUGUCCGGUCUCCGGUACAGCAAUACGGUUUGGAAGACCGGAAUCAAGGUGUAUAGUAGAAAGCAGAUGUUGGGAACCUUUAGUCCGCAGGCUGAACCGUAUAACCAUGUCAUGUUUGAAGAAUCGACGCCGUCUGGUAUGCUUGUUAGGGGUUCCUACUCCGUUAAAUCCAAGUUUGUCGAUGACGAUAAUAAGUGCUACUUGGAGAACAACUACACCUUUGACAUUCGCAAGAAUUGGCUGUGA